This is a messenger RNA of Trichomonas vaginalis G3, 2451 nucleotides long. Its product is annotated as F-box only protein family. The record is from RefSeq and is a predicted model, not a curated record. Gene Ontology annotation, biological process: ubiquitin-dependent protein catabolic process; regulation of apoptotic process; protein ubiquitination. Lineage: Eukaryota; Parabasalia; Trichomonadida; Trichomonadidae. Bases 1 to 2451 code for a protein of 816 amino acids. The transcript has a single exon.
AUGAGUGGGAAAAAGAAGAAAAUCAUCAAGAAGAAAAAGAGCGGUAUGGUAAAAUCAGACUCUAAACCUGAUGACUUAAAGAGUAUCGUAUCAAAUACAUCGACAGAUACUGUAAAAACUACUAAAACAGCUAAAUCUGCCGAAAAAGCUAAAACAGUUAGAAGAAAAACAACGAAAUCAGUUGCAUCACAACCAACAAAAUCUAAAAAGGUUCCUAAACCAAAAUCUGGAAAAGGCAAGUCAUUAGCAAAAACAGAUCUAAAUUCAAUCAAAAUGUCUGAAAAGAAACUCCCACCUGAGGAUACAGGCAAAACUAUUAAAGUUCCUAAGUUCGUACCUGUAUCUUAUCAAGAAUUUCAAUAUCAAAAAACCCAACAACUCGAUAUCAACAAAAUAAUCAAUGAUGCACCAGCGAACUCAUUGAUUACUAUACCUUCAGGCUCUUAUUUUGUACAAGUUGCGAUAAAUAAACCUUUGCAACUUAUUGGCCAAGGAAAUGUUAUAUUUUUAGCUCCAGGAGCUGAUCAUUGCAUUACAGUUCGCUCACCAAACGUAUCUAUUAAAGGAAUACAAAUUUAUCAGAAAUAUUCAAAUGUUCAUUCAGCAAUUUUAGUGGAAAGUGGUUCGAUUAGUAUCGAGGAAGCCCUUAUUUACUCAGAUUCAACACCAGCUAUCGUUUCUACCGGAAAUUCAUCUACUUUCCUCAACCUUACAAAAGUAAUUUCAACUUCCAGCGUCCCACUCUUUGCCUUAGAGGAUGCCAAGCUAGUUUUAGAGUCAUCUUAUGUCAGCGAUUCUAGUAAUACAGGAAUAGUGCUUUGCUGCAACUCUUCUGCCUCAAUUAUUGAUUCUGUAAUUUCAAAUCAUAAAAAAUGUGGCAUUAUAUGCAAGAACAAGUCCAGAUUACAGAUGAUAAACUCCCAGAUAACAGAUGUCCAACAGACAGGCCUUGAAAUAGGCUCAAACGGCGAAAAAAGUUUAAUUAAAAAUUGCAUCAUCACAAAAUGCAAUUGUUAUGGAGUAUCUAUCUAUGGAGAUGCAUCAGUAUCAGUCAUUGGCUGCAAUAUCAAUAACUGUACAAGCAGCGCCGUCGAUAUCUCAGGAAGUUCCGGAGUUUUCCUCAAAGAAAACAAUUUUACCAAAUGUGGAGCACCAUCUGUUGUCCUCAUAAACGAAAACGCGUCAGUUGAGAUCGAAAAAUGCACUUUUUCAGAUUCAUCAACAACCGGCGUUGGAGUUUUAGGUUCUUCCGAGCUGACAAUCAGUAAUUCCCAGAUAACAACUGUAAAUAGAGGCUUCGUGGUCAAUGACGACAGCUCUGUAUUGAUUCAAUCUACAAAAGUGACAGAAACAACUAAAUCAGCCAUCUCAAGCACAGGAAAAGCACAGCUUAAGGUUGCAGAUUCGACGUUUGAGAAGAUGGGCGAUGGUGGGUUUACUCUUGACGGAUUGACAGGAUUUGAAAUUUCAAAUUGUCAAUUUAAGUCAAUUAAAAACACUACUCUUCACAUUACUUCGACAUGUGAUUUCACAUUCAACAAAUUGAAGUUCACCAAUUGCGAUAUUGCAGUUGGAUGCACAAAAUCAAAUGGAAAUUUCAACGAAUGUGAAUUUAUAUCAUCAAAUGUUACCGCCCUUGAAUUCCAUGGCUGCAAAGGCACAUUAAAAGAAUGUAAGAUUGAUAAAAACAAGUGUGGAAUUAUCUGUGUCGAUAAAGCUUCGGCAACUUUAGAUCAUUGCCACAUGAAAGAUAAUAAUGUAGCUAUUCAGCUUCUCCAUAAAUCAGCUUUGACUUGUCGUAACUGCGGUAUAUCGGAUAAUGGUAUAAUUGCUGACGAAAAGUCCGUUGUUAAACUCAGACAAACAGAGUUUACAAAAUGUAAAGUUGGUUUACAAAUCGUCGGGGGAAGUUCCUCCGAUAUCGGAGAAAAUUCAAAAUUCAAAGAAUGUAAAGUUGGGAUUUUGAGUGAUUCUGGCAAAGUUACAUUAUCAAAUACAGAGUUUGAAAGUAAUGAUCUAGGUGUUGAACUUAAUAAUGGUUCAACAAUGAAGUCUUCUUCCGAUUCUUUCUCUCAUGGAAAAGGAGUUUCUUCGAUUUCAUUGUUCAAUAAAAGUGAAAUCUCGAUGAAGAAAGGAAAACUUGAGAAGCCAGGAAGUGUUGCCGUCUACUGCGAAGGAGCACACAACGUGUCUAUUAAAGAUUCCAAUGUUAGACAUGCAGGAAUUGCUGGCAUUGUCGUUGUUUCUUCAAAGGAAGUAGAAAUAGAAGGUGGAAAAUACGAAAAGAAUGAUAAAGCUGCUGUCAUUUUGAUAGGAGAAGGAAAGCAAAAGAUAUCGAAUAUAGCAGGAAAAGAAAAUGGAGAAGCAACAAUAUUAUGUGGAGAAAAAGCUUCCCCUUCAAUAGAAAAUGUGUCCGGAGAUGCAAAUGUUUCUGCUCCACUUACUUUGUGA